AUGUUCUUCAGGUCCAAGGACGAUGACAAGACGGUCUUCCAGACAGAACCUAAGGAAAUCAAUGGUCAUACCUCUGACAUUAAAAAGGCUCCUUGUGAUAAACAGAUCCUUUCAGCUGGUGAUAAAACUGUUCUACUCUGGGAUCACACGACUAUGACAGAGGUGAAAUCUCUAAGUUUUGACGUCUUUAGUAGUGUGGGAUGUAUUCCUAAGGGAUGCCUGGUAAUAACGUAUGGACCAUCUGUUGCUUUUCAUAGUGCAGUAAGUUUGGUCAAAUCGUUUGAAGCUCCUGCAACCAUCAAUUCUGCAUCUCUUUGCCGAGAAUUUCUUGUAGCAGCAAGUGAAGGUUUUAAACCUUAUAAAUAUGAUUAUAAUAGUGAAGAUGAAUUAUAAUCCUACAAAGGACACUUUGGUCCCAUUCACUGUAUCAGGUUUAGGUCUGAUGGAGAACUCUGUGCCAGUGGUUCUGAAGAUGGAACGUAGAGACUGUGGCAGAUUAUGGUAGAAACCUAUGGUCUUUGGAAAGAUGUGCUUCCUGAAGAUAGUAGUGAGCUGGCAAAGCUGAGGAUCCAUUUUUCAGAGCGAACAGAAGAAGAGAUAGAAGAAAUUGCUUCAGAGAAUUCAGAUUCCAUCUAUAGUUCAACUCCUGAAGUUAUGGCCUGA
Molecule: messenger RNA, 663 nt
Organism: Capra hircus (goat)
Lineage: Eukaryota; Metazoa; Chordata; Mammalia; Artiodactyla; Bovidae
Product: serine-threonine kinase receptor-associated protein
Biological process (GO): spliceosomal snRNP assembly
Cellular component (GO): SMN complex
Molecular function (GO): protein binding; RNA binding
Source: RefSeq, a predicted model, not a curated record